Sinocyclocheilus rhinocerous is the source of this 1415-nucleotide messenger RNA. RefSeq names its product RNA-binding protein with serine-rich domain 1. Gene Ontology annotation, molecular function: RNA binding. Lineage: Eukaryota; Metazoa; Chordata; Actinopteri; Cypriniformes; Cyprinidae. The record is from RefSeq and is a predicted model, not a curated record. Bases 95 to 946 code for a protein of 283 amino acids. The transcript has 7 exons. Gene Ontology annotation, cellular component: cytoplasm; ASAP complex; nucleoplasm. Gene Ontology annotation, biological process: mRNA splicing, via spliceosome.
UAAGCGUCGUCACGCCUGCGUCCCCACGUAAACGUCGUUAAGACGCGACGGUAGUUACGCACGGCGUUGAGUGUGUAGCGCUUGCCCAUUCAGCAUGGCUCCAUCACCGACCAAGCGCAGGGAGCGUUCGGAGGACAAACCCAGGGAACGAGGGAAGGAGAAGGCUGCUGGGAAAGAGGGAGCGGAGAAGGAGCGAGGCCGAGACAAGAUCCGCAAGCGCCGCAGCAAAUCCACCGGCAGCAGCAGCAGCAGAUCCAGUUCCAGCUCCAGCAGCAGUUCUGGCUCCAGCUCUGGCUCGUCCAGCGGGUCCAGCUCUUCCUCUGGUUCCAGCCACUCUGGGUCAUCCAGUUCCUCUCGUUCAUCUAGUUCAUCUGGGUCCUCUGGGUCUCCCAGCCCGAGCCGCCGUCGCCACGACAACCGACGCCGCUCGCGAUCAAAGUCCAAAUCACAAAAACGGAUUGAUGAGAAAGAGAGGAAGAGGAGGAGCCCGAGCCCCAAACCCACCAAACUUCAUCUGGGAAGACUCACCAGGAACGUAACCAAGGAACAUAUUCAAGAGAUCUUCUUGACUUAUGGCAAGAUCAAGAUGAUUGACAUGCCCCCAGACCGUUUGCACCCCAAUCUGUCAAAGGGUUACGCUUAUGUGGAGUAUGAGUCUCCAGAGGACGCCCAGAAAGCCCUCAAACACAUGGAUGGAGGUCAGAUCGACGGUCAGGAAAUCACAGCCACGGCUGUCCUGGCCCAGAGGAUACGACCUGUCCCAAGAAGACCGUCUCCUCCGCGCCGAAUGCCUCCUCCGCCUCCCAUGUGGCGCCGCACGCCGCCUCGCAUGAGGAGAAGGUCUCGGUCUCCACGGCGACGCUCGCCAGUGAGGAGACGUUCUCGCUCCAGGUCUCCGGGUCGCAGGCGACAUCGCUCCCGCUCCAGUUCCAACUCGUCCCGUUAGCGAGAUGCUCCAUUCUCACGAGUGGCUUGUCUUUUUGGCCCGCUCAUAUUUUAGUUGGAAAUGACAGAUAAAUAGUCCAAUUGUUUUCCCUUUUCUCUAGUACCUCAGGAUUGUACGUAAAAGCCCUGUCUUGUAACAUCGAUGUUAGGGUGGAUGUUUGGUUUUUAUUGCUUCUGUGUUUGUACACUCACUGGGUUUGUGCUAGAUGCUCCAUUUUACUGUGAUAUUUUUUUUCUUCUUUUUGUAAUGUGCUUUUGUUUUGAGAAAUCCAACUUUUUACUGGUUUGUUUAUGGGAUUAAAAAUCUGAACUUUUAUCCAAAAGUUAACAUUUGCUCACUGAAUUGCUUUUGUUAGUUACAUUAGCGGUUCCACAAAAUUAAUCUCUCAUGAUUGCAUUCUAAUCCCGUAAAAUCGAAUGAUCUGUAAGAUUGAAAACGGAAAAUCAAUAAACCAGUUUAACAACAAAAA